This is a messenger RNA of Photinus pyralis (common eastern firefly), 1541 nucleotides long. RefSeq names its product eukaryotic initiation factor 4A-I (gene eIF4A). Gene Ontology annotation, cellular component: cytoplasmic stress granule. The record is from RefSeq and is a predicted model, not a curated record. Gene Ontology annotation, molecular function: translation initiation factor activity; RNA binding; RNA helicase activity. Gene Ontology annotation, biological process: cytoplasmic translational initiation. NCBI's taxonomy places the organism in Eukaryota, Metazoa, Arthropoda, Insecta, Coleoptera, Lampyridae. The transcript has 4 exons. The coding region runs from base 170 to 1435 and encodes 421 amino acids.
CAUCGUAUCAAUUUUUACAAAAAGUAAAUAAGCAAUUUAGAAAAAAAUCAACAGUUCUACAAGAGCAAAAUAUCCUUUAUCGUAAGCAAUACUUCAUAUCGAGUGUAGGAAUAUAACACCUUGCGGCGAUUAGUAGAAGUCUUUUACUUUCAGCGAUCACUACUAAAACAUGUCCUAUCAAUCGGAGACGAGGAACGAGGAAUGGAGUGGCGACAAGAAUGGGCCAGACAGCGAGAAAGAUCAGAUGUACGAUGGGCCCCCGGGUAUGAACCCCGAUGGUGUCAUCGAGUCGAAUUGGGAAGAAGUCGUCGACAACUUCGACGAUAUGAAUUUAAAAGAAGAACUGCUUAGGGGAAUUUAUGCAUAUGGUUUCGAGAAGCCUUCCGCUAUCCAACAAAGAGCCAUCAUGCCGUGCGUGAAGGGACAUGAUGUGAUUGCGCAGGCACAGUCCGGUACCGGCAAAACAGCUACAUUUUCUAUAUCAAUUUUACAACAGAUUGAUACGUCAAUUAGAGAGUGUCAAGCAUUAAUCUUGGCGCCGACUCGAGAGUUGGCGCAGCAAAUACAAAAGGUGGUCAUCGCAUUGGGCGACUUUAUGUCGGCACAAUGCCACGCAUGUAUUGGAGGCACGAAUGUACGCGAAGACAUGCGUAAAUUGGAAACGGGGAUGCACGUUGUCGUCGGUACACCUGGACGGGUAUACGACAUGAUUAGUCGACGAGCUCUGCGUACCAACAACAUUAAAAUGUUUGUGCUGGACGAAGCCGAUGAAAUGUUAUCUAGAGGUUUCAAAGACCAAAUUCACGACGUUUUUAGAAUGCUAAAUACGGACGUACAAGUUAUCCUACUAUCUGCAACAAUGCCCAGCGACGUUUUGGAUGUAACGAAAUCGUUCAUGAGGAACCCCGUCCAGAUUUUAGUGAAAAAAGAAGAAUUAACAUUGGAAGGCAUUAAACAAUUUUUUGUGUAUGUUGAACGUGAGGACUGGAAAUUAGAAACUCUUUGUGACUUGUACGAUACUCUUUCUAUAACUCAAGCUGUAAUAUUUUGUAAUACCCGCCGUAAGGUGGAUAUGCUUACGGAGAGUAUGCACAAACGUGAUUUUACCGUUUCAGCCAUGCACGGUGACAUGGAACAACGGGAAAGGGAUGUUAUUAUGAAGCAAUUUCGAAGUGGAUCAUCCCGCGUUUUAAUUACAACAGAUUUGUUGGCUCGAGGAAUUGACGUUCAGCAAGUUUCGCUUGUAAUUAAUUAUGAUUUACCUUCAAAUAGAGAAAAUUAUAUUCAUAGGAUUGGUCGUGGUGGACGAUUCGGUCGUAAAGGAGUUGCCAUCAACUUCGUCACAGAAGACGAUAAACGUACGUUAAAGGAUAUUGAGCAUUUCUACAACACACAUAUAGACGAAAUGCCGAUGAACGUGGCCGAUCUAAUCUAAUGCGUUUUACUGCUGUGUCCGACGUUGCCUAGAGUUUGUUAUGGUAAAGCAACGUAUACUUCGGACAAGAGAAAUUUGCAAAUAAAUAAAUUACCAUAUAACAUCU